UGGCAGUGAUGGUGCAUGCACUUCCAUGAACUUACAAGAGCCGGAAAUUUAAAAUAUAAAUUCUAGAUUAGAAAUAGAGUAUAGUUAUAGAUAUCUAUCUAUAUCUAGGACUUGAGAAUAAUCUAGACUCAUUCUUACUAUUUCAAAAAUUUGCAUUUAGGAUGGUCUAGAUAUAGACAUAGAAUCUAGAUAAAAUCCUAUUAUUUGUUUUAAUCUAUAAUAUAGAUGAAUUUUAAAGGAGCUUAGGCUUAGAUCUAUCGUCGUAUCGAGCAGAUUUAAAUAACCGAACGAAAGCAGUUCACUAGCUUAAAAAACAUGUUGAUUUAUUAUUUAUGUUUUUAGAUUGCAGAGAGUGUAGUGAUACAAUACUUCUAUAAUGACAGCAAGGUCAAGAACCUUUGCAACAUGUCUACAGACAUAAAAUGAAAGAUGAUAAAGAAAGUACCUCAACAUAUUAGUUUCACAUAUUUUUUUGUGAUUUAAAAAAAAAAAAAACUUUAACAAGGAUUCCAUAGAAUGGAUCAUGGAGAAAUCUUUGAGUGGGCUGCUGAUGGGAUGACUGAAAAUCUGAAAUCCCUAUUUGAGGAAAAUCCUAAUUUUAUUACUCUGACUGGAAGAAAUGGUAGUCAUCUCAUUCAUGUGGCUGUUCAAAAUAAUCAGGAAGAUGUCAUUAAAUUGAUUGUCAAAUCUUUGUAUGGAGCAAGAGAAAUUGAUGCACUUGAUAUAAAUGGAAACACACCACUCCAUGUAGCUGUGACUGCAGGAGAUGCUAGAUUAACAAAGCUGCUUAUAGAUCUAAAUGCUGCCACUGAUAUCAAGAAUGGUUCUGGUCUGAUGGCAAUUCAUCUUGCAGCAGAACUGAAAGAUGUCACAGUUCUUAAGGUGUUACUGAGAACAGGAAUUAAUCCCAAUAUGCAGGGAGAUACUGGAUACACUCCACUUCAUGUGGCUGCAGCUAAAAAUAAUUUCAAAGCCUUAGAGCUUUUGAUAAAACAUGGUGGAAACUUGACUAUAAGAGCGCUUUCUGGAUUUUCACCAGUCCAUACUGCAGCCAUCAAUGGAGCCACUGAAGCUAUACAGAUAUUUGUUGAAGAAGGUAAAUUAGUGGGAUAUUCUAAAGAACAAAUCAUGAAUUUAAUGGACUCAGAGAAACAGUUACCCAUACAUGCUGCAGUGACCAGUGGCAAUGCCAGGACUGUUGAAAUGUGCUUGAAAUAUGGAGCAAUCUGUACAAGCCAAAAGAAUGAUGGUUCCACUCCUGUCCACUAUGCUGCAGCUCAGGGCAAUGUCAAUGUGCUCCAGGCCAUAUUUGAUCAUGAAAAGAGGAGUAUGUACUAUGCUCAGACAGUGACAGACAUUCAAGGCAGAACUCCCCUGCACUGGGCUGCUUUAUUUAAUCAUGUGGAAGUGGUCAAAUAUCUUUUGAAGUUGCAUGCAGAAAUAGAUUGGUAUGACAAAGCUGGAAACACACCUCUGUUAACUGCUGCAUCCAGUGGUGCCUGGGGGGCUGUCAAUGUGCUGCUUUCUUCUGGUGCAGAUGUCAUGGCAACGGAUGGAUCCAAUAGAAAUUUUCUACAUAUUGCCAUCCGGAGUGAGUUAGACCUGAAAGGAUUCUUUAAAAAUCUUGAGCAGUCCAAAUCGAAAAUUCUGUUAAUAAUUAAUGAGCAAGAUAUUUAUGGCAGUACAUCACUCCACUAUGCAGCUCAAGAAGGCUAUGUCCAAGUUGUGGAGUCCUUGCUGGCACUCUCAGCUUCUCCCUUAAUUAAAGAUAAAAAUCAUCAGUCAGCGUUGCAUGUUGCUGCCAGCAAUGGCAGAUACAGUGUUUGUAAAAUUUUGUUGAACAGUUCUGAAGGGGCUGUGAUCAAAAAUGAAACUGAUGUCAAUGGUAUGUCAGCUUUACAUUUGUCAGCUCAAAAUGGAUAUUUUAAGAUUCUCUCAAUGUUUAUUCAACAUGGGACACUAGUCACAAGAAACUUGAGAGAAAACACACCCUUACAUCUAGCGGCAGAGAAUGGACAUGAGACUUGUGUCUACAACUUGAUGACUGUACACAGCUACCUAUUAGAUGCUGUUAAUAUAGAUGGGAAUACAGCUCUUCAUUUAGCAGCACUCAAUGAUCACCCAGAUGUGGUCAAGAUGUUACUAUCUGCUGGUGCUGCCAAUCUCUACAAUGUUGAUGAAUAUAGUUUCUUUGACUAUGUUAUUUCUAAAGGUCACCAGUCAGUAGCAUAUACAGUUAUCAAUCAUGACCGAUGGGAAGAGUGUCUGGAAUGUCAUUCCAAGUUGUAUGGUAAAGCUAUGCUGGGCCUAAUUCAACAUCUUCCAAGUGUUUUUUUGCAUGUUCUUGACAGAUGUAUAAGUAGAUCUAAGCUUGAUCCUAUGAAUGAAAAUUAUAAUGUGACCUACAAUUUCAGAUAUCUUUUUGUGGAGAAAGACGUAAUGUCCUAUGCCCAGGAAAUGAAAAUGAAAUUUUCUCAUUUGUUACCAUUGAAGCUAAUGUUGAAGUUCAACAGAGUGAGCUGUUUGGCUCAUCCAUUGACCUUAAUGUUUCUAGAGUUGAAAUGGAACAAGUAUGGAUGGUUUAUAAGCCUUCUAGAUUUAACUCUGUAUGUAUUGUACUUGGUGGCUCUGACAUGGUUUGUUGUCACUCAUCGUGCGUUAGACCAUUACGACCCGGUUAUAUUGGGACCCAGACCCGCCUGGGACCUGAGUAACUUUGAUGACUUUCUUUUGCCCUCUAACACAACGCCCAAUCCAAACAAAAAUUUGGUUGCCAUUAAGUCAUCCUGGAACUUUGGAUCUUCAUUGUUUCCUCCUGAAUCUAAAACAUUUCAGUGUGGCAUUCUUGGCAAAAUAGAACUCUGGACUGUGGUUGUUUAUUGUUCAAUGAUUGCAGUUAAAGAACUUAUCAGAUUUAUCAAAUCUAUUAAAUCUCAGUAUUUUCUAGACUUCCAAAAUUAUCUAAACUGGUCAACAUAUUGGUCUUCACUGUUUUUUUGCUUUCCAUUUUUAUUGGGCUACUCUACACAUAUACAAUGGGACUUUGGUGCUGUAUCUAUUUUAUUGGCAUGGUUUAAUUGUAUGGUUAAUCUUCAAAGAUUUAAUCUUGUUGGAAUUUAUAUUGUAAUGUUUCUAGCCAUUAUGAAGACUUUGCUUCAAGUUAUUCUGAUAUUUUUCAUGAUUGUCACUGCUUUUGGUCUUGCCUUUUAUGUCUUGAUGUCUGAAGAGCCCUCUCAGCGUCACAAAACUCCAUUGCUUUCCAUCUAUAGCACAUUUAUACUGAUAUUUGAGAUUGAAUACUUAUUGACCUUCAACACUGUAUAUCUGGAUAACGACCCAUCAACACUUCAUUUCAGUACCCUCAGUUUUUUACUGCUGGCAAUAUUUCUGUUCUGUAUGCCUUUAUUGUUAGUGAAUUUAUUGAUUGGAUUAGCUGUGGGUGAUAUAGCUUCAGUCCAGAGAGAUGCAAAACAAAAAAAGUUGGCUACUCAAGUUAUGUUUCAUGAUAGUGUUGAGGAAGCACUACCAUUCUUGAGCAAAGUUCCAAACAUGUAUACCAUUUACCCAAAUCUAGCAGGAUUUUCUUGCACUGAGUCUAUGCACUUUAAGCAAGCCAAAUUUUCAGACAGCCAAACUGAAGUGGAAGAAACAUUUAUAGGAAAAGAAAUAAGCAAAGUUCAAACGAGGCUGGACGAGCUCUUUGAUGUGUGUGAAAAAAAUAAAGGGAUGAUGCAAGAAAUAAUGAAACAGAUGGGUAUUACUCCUGAAGAUGAUCUCAGAGAUGAAAAAGAAGCUCUUAUUUUUGGCUGAACUUUUGUCAACGUCCACUAAAACUGACUUGAUUCAAUUGACAAGAUGGCAGCUUCAAGAUUUGUUCCUCCUUAUUGCAUAUGUUAACACUGUUUCAUUUCAUUAUAUUAAAUGUCUACAUGUAGACUUGCCUCUACCUCUUCAA
Molecule: messenger RNA, 3955 nt
Organism: Biomphalaria glabrata
Lineage: Eukaryota; Metazoa; Mollusca; Gastropoda; Planorbidae
Product: transient receptor potential cation channel subfamily A member 1-like
Exons: 28
Coding region: 517-3810 (1097 amino acids)
Biological process (GO): transmembrane transport; monoatomic ion transport
Cellular component (GO): membrane
Molecular function (GO): protein binding; monoatomic ion channel activity
Source: RefSeq, a predicted model, not a curated record